AUGACGGCCGUGUUUGUGAGCGGGUUCGAUUUUGACACCCCCGAGAGCACCGUGGAAAGCCACUUCAGCGCAAUUGCACCAGUCAAGAGCGUUCGCUUCGUCGGGAAAGGAAAUGCCGUGGUGACUUAUGACAAGGAGUCCGAUGCCAACCGUGCUGUCGAUGAGCUCAACAACAGCACCAUGGAGGGCAACAGGCGGUAUGUCAACGUGAAGAUAGACCAGGGCGGCAAGGGCAAAGGCAAGGAUGGCAAAGAUGGCGGAAAGGACAGAGGCUAUGGAGGGUAUGGCUAUGGCGGCGGCUACAGCAACGGCGGUGGCUACGGGAAGGGCGGCUAUGGCAAGAGCAAGGGCAAAGGACGAGAUUACUCCGAUGGUGAGAUGGAGGAUGGCGUCGUAGCGACCUUCAACGACGACAGAGGAUACGGGUUCAUCACGCCGAGCCACGGCGGCGACGAUGUCUACGUGCACUUCAGUGCCAUCCAGUCGGAUGACUCCUACCGCACCUUGCAUCAAGGCCAGAACGUGCGCUUUGUCAUGGGCGAGGAUCCCAAGGGCAAGGGGAAAGGCAAGGGCAAAGCGGUCUGCGUGGUUCCCAGCUGA
Molecule: messenger RNA, 600 nt
Organism: Symbiodinium natans
Lineage: Eukaryota; Dinophyceae; Suessiales; Symbiodiniaceae
Source: the annotation of a GenBank genome assembly